Molecule: messenger RNA, 2139 nt
Organism: Thermochaetoides thermophila DSM 1495
Lineage: Eukaryota; Fungi; Ascomycota; Sordariomycetes; Sordariales; Chaetomiaceae
Exons: 1
Coding region: 1-2139 (712 amino acids)
Biological process (GO): SCF-dependent proteasomal ubiquitin-dependent protein catabolic process
Cellular component (GO): SCF ubiquitin ligase complex
Molecular function (GO): protein binding
Source: RefSeq, a predicted model, not a curated record
AUGGCCGACUCGGCGAUCUUGCCGUCCUCCCGGUUAGGCUCCGGGGUUUCAGAGGGCAUGCCUCCUGAUAAUGAAGUCGUCGGGCCCCUCCCCGAAACCGAUACGAAAAAGAAAGGACGCGAGAGAUUGCUUCAAGGCCUUCAACGGAUCUCGUCCUCGCCCUCCCUCGCCCGCUUGAGCCGUCCAAGGUCCGCAAGCAGCCCUUACAGCAUGGGCUCCCUUUCCUAUGCCAGUCUCUCCUCUGUCCCGUCGCCUCUUGGUCAACCGAGUGCAAGUUCCUACUACUCCCAGACAUCAUGCGCGAACCCUUCUAGCGCCCCGACGUCAAUCCCUGGCAGCCCUACGACAGAAGAACCACCGGAGUACAUCUGCGUCAAUGAUUCCCACCUGAGUUCAAAGGUCAAACUGGCAGGAAAAUUAAAAGCGAAAGAAAUCAAUUUAUGGAAGGAUCUGCCUCAUGAACUCAAAAUUCACGUCUUGUCGUUCUUACCCCAAAAGGAGCUUGUCCGUAUCUCUCGGGUGUCCAAGGAGUUCCACAACAUGUGUUUUGAUGGCCAGUUGUGGGCUCGCCUGGACGCUUCAGAGUUCUACCAAAAGAUACCCGCUGAAGCUCUCGCAAAGAUCGUCCUCUCCGCGGGCUCCUUUGUCCGAGAUUUGAAUCUCCGGGGCUGCGUCCAAGUGGAACACUAUAAGAAGGCCGAAAAAAUUGCUCAGGCCUGCAAUAACCUUCAGAGAGCGACACUUGAAGGGUGCCGCAACUUCCAGCGACCAACCUUGCAUAGCCUGAUUCGAGCCAACCCGAGACUUGUUCACCUGAAUCUCACAGGGCUUCCAGCAGUUACAAAUGUUACCUGUAAGGUGAUAGCCAAGUCCUGCCCACAACUAGAGUACUUGGAUGUGUCUUGGUGCAAACAAAUGGAUUCAACAGGCGUCAGAUUUAUCAUUAAUGAUUGCCCCAACUUGAAAGAUCUCAGGGUCCGCGAGAUUGAAGGUUUCAAUGACCCCAUUGUGGCCGAAGCGAUCUUUCGAACAAACAACCUCGAGCGCCUUAUCCUUGCCGGCUGCGAGGACCUGACAGAUUCUGCCCUCCAGAUUAUGCUUAGAGGGCAGCAUCCCGAAAUUGAUGUUCUCACCGGACUCCCGGUUGUUCCCCCACGCAAGCUCCGUCAUCUUGACUUGUCAUGCUGCAACCGUCUGACCAACAAUGGGGUCAAGGCUCUUGCCCAUCUAGUUCCCAAUCUUGAGGGCCUCCAGCUAUCGGGUGUUACGCGCCUCACUGAUGCCGCCCUGGAACCGAUUCUGGCGACUACCCCUCGUUUGACACACCUCGAGCUCGAGGAUAUCCAAGGGCUUACCAACGCUUUGUUUUCCCAGCAUUUGGUUAAGGCACCAUGUGCUCCAGUCCUGGAGCAUCUCAGCGUUAGCGGCUGUGAACGCCUAGGUGACUCGGGCUUGCUUCCGCUCUUCCGGAAUUGCACCAAUCUCCGAAGCGUCUACAUGGACAAUACUCGAAUCAGCGAUCUGGUCUUAGCAGAAGCCGCAGCAAUGGUAACUGCUCGCUCGGCUCGUAUCCUUCAAAGCCGGCCUCAACCUACAUCCAACGAUUCAUCUAGCCACAUCCUCCCCGUCGUGGGUUUGAGGCUUGAGGUCUACGAUUGUCCCCUUAUCACGUGGACCGGCGUCCGUGAAAUCAUGAGCCGCAACACGGAAGUCCCCCGCUUGCCGAAGAAGCAGACAACAAAAGAUGACUCCAACACCAACUCCGAUGCUACCAACUGUUCGGCCGAACAGCCGACCGUCCAGCCAUGCAACCAUUCUUAUCCUGCUGAAAUCAUCUCUCUUAAAUGCUUCUACGGGUGGCAGAUGACAGUAGACGAGCACACAAAACGUGUCCUGGACGGCAAGCUCAUGGCAGCGCGACGUCUGGAACGGCUUUGGGCAAACUAUAUGCAGGCGAACGAGGAAGCUGGAAUUGAUGGCUCUGGGGCCAGAAGGAGACGCAGGCGGGUGAGAGCUGCGCAGCAGGUGCACGACCAGGAUGCUGGAGAUGGAGGAAAUGGUGCUGGAGGUGUGGGAAAUGAGACUGGAGAUGGGGGACCCAGGAGGAGGGCGAGGACUACAGCUUGUAUUGUCAUGUGA